CUCUUUGGACUGGUGGAGCCUUAUCCCUUCUUUCUUACACUGUCUAACUGGUGCUAAACUUUCCUCCAACGGUCAUGGUGUCUCUGGCAGUAGGAGCUCCGCCAAUGGCUUCUCAAUCUCUUUGUCUCUCUUCUCACAUUUCUUUUUCUCGUUCCCAAUCGCUCCUCACAUCUCUUCCCACUUCUCCACGUUUAGUCUCCAUACCCACGGUCUCUUCUCCGUCGCCCCUUUUAGUGUACUGCGGCAGAGGCGACAGAAAGACUGCCAAAGGAAAGCGCUUCAAUCACUCAUUUGGCAACGCGAGACCUCGGGACAAGAAGAAAGGAAGAGGUCCGCCGAGGGUUCCGAUUCCUUCUUCGCCCCCUAAAAAGGAUCCCUUCGAUGAUGAUGAGGUCGUCAAGAUUGAGAUUGAUGAGUCUCUGUUUUCUAAUUAAUGCAGAAACUUAUUUCCAUCUUCCUGUUCGAUGAAAGGAGAGGAUCAACAAUAAAUCGAAGAAGGUUUAGGUUGUGUGUUCUUGUGUUUCUGAAGGGAGAGGAAUGGAAGAGUUUUUAAGAUGGUUAAAUUGCGUGGGCAGAAUGUUGAAGACAUUGCAUACACUUAUUUGUUGUGAAACUUUUACCCCAGGCCUCAAUUUUUGGUUGGAUCCUUUUGACAAUCACUCCCUUGGUGCUUUUUGAUGACAUAAAAAGAGAACUAUUUGCGGUUCGUUGGAGAAGCUUUCGUUCAUUCUCACUUAGUUUUCCAUUGCCCUAUUUUUAGACUUUAGAACAUUAGAGUGAAAUGGAGUGAGUAUAAGGGAAUGAAAGUUUGUAUAGAAAAUUGGUAAAAUUACAAAGAUGAAUCCCAUUUCACUCCAUUCCAUUAGAUUCUCUCACUCGUUGUCUAUUUGUUUAUGACAUGGUUCCUUUGCUUACAUUCAAUAUCAUCUUUUAUUGAUUGCUCUUCAAAUUGGUCAGUGGUAUAGACAUUUUGUUGACUC
This is a messenger RNA of Malania oleifera, 980 nucleotides long. RefSeq names its product small ribosomal subunit protein bTHXc. Gene Ontology annotation, biological process: plastid translation. Gene Ontology annotation, cellular component: plastid; ribosome. Bases 75 to 434 code for a protein of 119 amino acids. The record is from RefSeq and is a predicted model, not a curated record. The transcript has 4 exons. NCBI's taxonomy places the organism in Eukaryota, Viridiplantae, Streptophyta, Magnoliopsida, Santalales, Ximeniaceae.